AUGUCUGCUUCUGUCGAUGACGGACACUCGUCCUGGGGGGCCGAAUUCGAGGUGUUCUUGAGUUUCAGAGGCCCCGACACCCGGCGCAGCUUCACCGAUAAUCUCUAUCACUCCCUGGUUAGAGCUGGCAUUCGUGUUUUCAGAGACAACGAAGAGAUCCGACAGGGCGAAAAGAUUGGAGAUGAGCUUUUGCAUGCCAUCAAAUCCUCCAAAAUAUACCUUCCCAUCUUCUCUAGGGACUACGCAUCCAGUGUGUGGUGUCUUCGCGAGCUCACGCACAUGGUGGAAUGCUCGAGCAAAGCGAAAGAUAAAAUGAUCCUACCCAUUUUCUAUGACGUUGAUCCUGACGAUGUGAAGCUCAGAACUCCACUGUACCUCGAUGCUCUGGAGAAGCACGAGGAGAAGUUCGGCCGCGAUGUUCCGCAAUGGAAGGAGGCUCUGACCGAGGUCGCAAGAAUAAGGGGAUUGGGCUUGAAGGACAAAGGGUAA
This is a messenger RNA of Rhodamnia argentea, 489 nucleotides long. Its product is annotated as disease resistance protein L6-like. The coding region runs from base 1 to 489 and encodes 162 amino acids. Gene Ontology annotation, biological process: signal transduction. NCBI's taxonomy places the organism in Eukaryota, Viridiplantae, Streptophyta, Magnoliopsida, Myrtales, Myrtaceae. The record is from RefSeq and is a predicted model, not a curated record. The transcript has a single exon.